Molecule: messenger RNA, 689 nt
Organism: Vigna radiata var. radiata (mung bean)
Lineage: Eukaryota; Viridiplantae; Streptophyta; Magnoliopsida; Fabales; Fabaceae
Exons: 3
Coding region: 150-542 (130 amino acids)
Source: RefSeq, a predicted model, not a curated record
CAGAUUUAGAGAUGUGUUUUUUUUCUCACAAGGUCUUGUCUCUUACUUCCUCUCUGUUCUUCUAAAACAGGGGAAAGAGAGAGAAAACGGGAGAGCGUCUUUGAAAGCUUCAACAGCCACACUAAUCAGAGCGGUUUCAGAGAAAUCCCAUGGGAGAGGAAGGCAAACCCGAUGCUCAGCUCUUUCAGCUUCUCUCGAAUCUUCUCCAGCAGGUUGAAGAACUGACGAAUCAAGAAGAAGUUGAGCUCCGUUCUAAAAUUGAAACCCUUGGAGUAGAGGUUACAAAAGUUCCUUCAAAGUCAACCCAGCACCUUAACGAGGUGGAAAUUGCCAAGGAAUUGGACAAAUUAUCAGCAAGAUUAGAUGAUCUUGAUGAGAUGAUAUCGACAUCAAUGGCUUCAGAUCCACAGGUGCAAUCACUGUUGAGUGAUACAGCUGAUGUGUGGAUGCCAGUUAUCACAGCAACCUCUGAGGAAAGACGCAAUUUCACAGCAGUUACUGGAGAUAACACCGCCCAACCAGAUGCCGAAAAGUCUCAAUAGCUUCCUAUUUUCUUGCCUUUAAGUACGGACUAUUGUUUGAAGCACUAAAAACCAGUGUUUCAAUAUAUUCUUAUUGGCGUAUCAAUCAAAUAUUGAAAUUGGGAAAAGAUAGAAAGAGGAAGAUCUACCUGUUGGGUUGAGGCAUUA